AUGCACACAUGGAAAACGCUGCUCAUGGACUCAGAAAGGAAUGGGGUGUCUUAUGACGCCAUGAUGUGCAACGCUUAUUUGUCUCUGAAGCUCGUAAGGCUGACAAUUGAGUGGGCCUUCGUGUCUUUGGGCACCGAGGGAAAUGUUUGGAAUCGUCGCGAAGUCGUAUCGAGUACGGUAGUGAAUUCAUAUCGUUACCCGUUUAUUGUGCGGAAUACUGAAGCAUGUCUUACACUCGAUACCAAGACAAUUGGUACGGCGAGCAACGGUUUUGGCAACCUCAUCGUCCUCGAUUUCAACGCUUCCGUGGACACAAUGCUGCGAAUUUCUAUAGUCCUCCUCGUGGUUUCCGACCUCGCUUCCCGGGACCGAGCUAUUAUCACGAUGAAUCCUGUUAUAAUUAUGGAGAACGUCAUUGGUGGCAGCCUAGGCUGGGGAUCCAGGGAAGUCGAAGUGCCGGUGAGAUCGGGCAAAAUGUCGAGUUUGCCCGAAUGUGUGUUACAACCGCCGCCUCCCCCACCACCACCUCCGCCACCGCCAUCAAAGUCUGUGUCUGUGAAACCACCUUUGCCACCAUUACCUCCUCCUCCUCCGCCGCCGCCUCCGCCGCCACCUGUGGUCACGGGGGUUGUGAAUCAGAGGCCUUUAGCGCAUGUGGUGUCUCCUUCGGUCAAUCCGCCGCCAAACUCUGUUCCGGUUAGCGUGAACCAGUCGAACACCGUGGAAAUCGAAGUGGAUACGAAUCAAAUGCCUCCGUUCGAUGUCCCUCCACCGAUGAUCGCUCAGGUCAAGCCUUCCUACCCACCUGCGGUGAUAACAAUGCCGACUUUGAUUCCAGCUCACACGUUGUCAGCACCGCGCCAGGAAUCUAACGUUAUUUUCAUUAAGCCGCAAUAUUUCGAAAAACUGCGAGCCCAGGGAUACGUUCUUGGGAAAGGCAAUCAGCAGGAACAAUUGCUUACGGAUCGUAAUGCGUUGGCGUCUUUAUUUGGGGAAGCGAUGACUAAGGCUCGUGCGAGCAAAAAGCUUCGAUGUCGCAAACGUUAUCAUUCGGAGUCGUACGAUUCUUCUGACGGUGACGAACCAGAGGAUAGACGUUUCAAGCGCCGGAAAUCUAUUCGUUCGUAUCGUGCUAUGCAAAUGAGGAUUUUUGGGUUUUUGGAAAGAUUGCGAAGGCGGUUGGGGAGUCCUUCACUUGACGAUUCUUCGGAAACCGAUGACUGGAGCAAUACGGAGAAUGAGGAUGAUGGUGAUGACCAUGAAGCGGAUAUUGCGAAAAAGAUUCAUGAGCUGGCGGGUGAGUCGAAGGGCUGCAUGAACGCCGCGGAAGAGUUGAUCGAAGCCGUGGAAACUGGCUCUAGUGCCGAUGAUGCUUGGAAAAAGUUUCUCUUGUCGCUCAACUCAAAGGUCCAGAGCCAGAAGAGCGCAAAAUUGAUGAAGGAAUCUGAUGGAAAAUCCGCGGAGAGCACGAGCAGUUCGGGCAGCGCGUCGAAGGUCAUGGAAUUCGACUUUGCCGGCGAGUUUCUCAGAAAUACUGUAUUCAGUGUCGCACCUAUUCGAGCGCUCUUUCAAGUACCGUGUGCCAGAACAGCAUGUGUCCAGGUGAAGAUGGAGCGCGAAAGCGAACCAGAAGUGGGCGAUGACUACAGUCUUUUGACCAGGUUGUGGAUGGAGGAAGGCGAGAAAGUUACGGACGGAAAAAAGUAGUAAUCUUUGUAUGAGAGAAAUUAUGACCGCAAAGCUGACAGGCAUCUUUGCAAACUAUUCAUUUUUGAAUUAACGUUUCUGGGGUUGCAUUUGUCUGUUCCCAAUUGAAGUUCUAGAUUCUUGACUGACAAUCUUGUGUAAAUUAAGCGCUUGGUUUUCUCUGUUAAUUCUCUCUUGAGUUUUAAGGAUUCGCCUAAAUUCUCGCGAUUUUAGAGCGUUUUCGGAGUCUUUGUAUACUGGAAUCAGCGAUGAAAGACAGUUGUGGAAAACUGGAGGAAAUUUUGUGAUUUGAAAUUCGGAGUGAUGAACCGUAGGGGCCUGUGAUAAUUUGUCGAUCAGCUGCGCAAUUGUGGAGCUUUCCACCGCAUCCGUGAUUCAUUCUAAUCACCUUUACUCUCAUUGAGAUUUGGUUUCCGUAUGUCAUGGAGAGCAUUAGAGAAGAUCGUGUUCGAAUUGAAAAUCAGAGCUUUGAAAUUUUUCGGUCUCGGGUGGGAAAUUGUUCGGCCUGUGAUGUUUAUCGUACGAAAUUGUUCUUAUUCACCCGCAUUUCGGAUUCCUAAAUGAAGGAACGAAGUUGUUGAUCCUAA
Messenger RNA from Notodromas monacha, 2294 nucleotides. The record is from the annotation of a GenBank genome assembly. Lineage: Eukaryota; Metazoa; Arthropoda; Ostracoda; Podocopida; Cyprididae.